Messenger RNA from Diachasmimorpha longicaudata, 1629 nucleotides. Its product is annotated as RNA-binding protein NOB1. Gene Ontology annotation, molecular function: RNA endonuclease activity. NCBI's taxonomy places the organism in Eukaryota, Metazoa, Arthropoda, Insecta, Hymenoptera, Braconidae. Gene Ontology annotation, cellular component: preribosome, small subunit precursor. Bases 112 to 1560 code for a protein of 482 amino acids. The transcript has 5 exons. The record is from RefSeq and is a predicted model, not a curated record. Gene Ontology annotation, biological process: maturation of SSU-rRNA; ribosomal small subunit biogenesis.
GAUCAUGAAGUGGAGGGAGAGGCAGACAACUUCAGAGUUUUUCGUGUCCACAUGUGAUUUUUGAGGUUUUUACUUCUGUCAUUUUUCGAACGGUUAUCAGGAAAGUGAAAAAUGAAUCCUGAAAGGAGAGUUGAAUAUCUGAUUGUUGAUACUAGUGCUUUCAUAAAAAAUGUCCCUCUGCAGGAUGUAGGAGAGAAUAUCAUCACUGAAGAGAGUGUUGUCAAUGAAAUUAAGAACAAAAGACAGCUGAGGAGACUCGUGGUGCUGCCUUAUGACCUGGCGAUCAAGGAUGUCUUCCCCGAGAACAUCCAUUUCGUCACGGAAUUUGCGAAGAAGACUGGAGACUACAUGAGUCUCUCCGCCACAGACAUCAAAGUGAUAGCAUUGACUUACCAAUUGGAGAAGGAGAAAGUGGGUACACAGCACCUAAAGGAGUCUCCAGCAAUAGUAAAGACCCUGCCAGCCACCAGAGCCGAGCCCUUGGCGCACCCCAAGAGUAUCAUAGGUUUCUACGUUCCUGGGGAUGAUGAAAGUGAAGGGGAAGAGUCUGAGGGUGAUGGAGAAGGCGAUGAAGCUGUCACAAAAGCAGAGGUUCCUGUACAAACUCUGCAGAACGUCGAGAGUAAAGCAGAACCUGGGGAGAAGCCCCCAGGAGAAGAGGGAGAAGCCCUGGAGGUGAGGACAUCGUCUUCUGACAGUAAUGUCGACGAGACAGAUGAGAGAUCCGAGGGCUACCUCACAGCUGAGUCAGAUCAAGACCCCGAGGUAGAAAAAAAUGAUCUCAUUUCCAAGUUUGAAAGUUUAAACUGCAACGCUGAUGAGCUUCAACUGGAAAAUGGAGCAGGCAAUGCUGAUGAGAUAUUGGCUCCUGUGAAGGGGGAGUCCAGUGAGGAGGAGGACGAGGAGGAGAGUACUGGGAGCGAUGAGGAUGAGGAUGAUGAUGAGGGUUGGAUCACACCUAGCAACGUGGCACAAGCGAAAAAAGAAAUGGAGUCAGACAUAAUCUCAGACAAACCCGCCAGAGUGGCGUGCAUGACCACUGAUUUUGCAAUGCAAAAUGUCCUUAUGCAAAUCGGCCUCAAUGUUGCUGCCUUGGAUGGACGGGUUAUCAGGCAAAUGAGGACAUUUAUUUUCCGUUGUUAUGCGUGCUUCAAGACCACCAGCAUCAUGACCAAAGUAUUCUGCCCGAAUUGCGGUCUUAAGACACUCAAGAAAGUCGCUGUUUCGUUGGAUGAUCAGGGAAAUGAGAAGAUUCAUAUCAAUUUCAGAAGACCUCUUUCUGCUAAAGGGAAAAAAUUCUCCCUGCCGACUCCGAAGGGAGGGAAGCACGCGAGCAACCCAAUCCUCUGUGAGGACCAGCCAGUACCUGACCAGAGGCCCUCGAGGCUCGCUCGAAUGAAAAACGACCCCCUCAACGAUGACUACAUCGCUGGGUACUCGCCCUUCAUCAUGAGAGACGUCAAUUCCAAAUCGGCGAUGCUAGGAAUCCGAGCCGAACACUCGAACUUCAAGUACUGGAUGAAGAAAAAUCCCAAUGAGUCGAGGAAAAAACGGAAAUGAAGCCUCCCUCAUUUUGUAUUCAAUGUAGACAAUAUUUUUACAAUAAUAACGAUAAAAAAAUUAAAGCAA